CAUUCGAAAGUCAACGAGCGGAGAGUCGGACAUGAUGUGUUAACACGGAUUGUGUUAACUUCAGUCACCAACAUCUUUUGGUACACACCAAACAGCUUGGUGGUUCACACGUGUCGAUCCGAAGCCAUGGUGAAAGAACGGCCCCAGAAGAAGUCCUUUCAGCAGAGUCUGGAGGACAUCAAGGAGAGGAUGAAGGAGAAGAGGAACACACGGCUGGCUCGUGCUUCAGCCCCCAGAAGAGCACGGGCCCAGCUGAUCAACAACAGCAGUGUGGUUAAUUCCAUUCACACUAUUCUGAAGGGUGUCCAGCUGAACAACAAGGAGCUGGCGGUUGUCUUGCAAGCUGAAAAGGAAAAAGGGAGACAGGCUAAUGCAGUGAUCCUGCAGCUGAAAAGGGAGCAGCAGGCACUGUUCCUUCACCUGCUUCUGCUCAGGAAGAAGCUCAAAGAGCAGGAGGCUCUUGCAGCGAGUGCUUCACAGACUAAAGCUCCAAAUGUCCUUGUGGAACCCAAACGCCAUGAGGAUUCAGCAAGGAGAAAGCCGUCCAGCCAGAAUCUUGAUAAGCCCAUUGUGUGCAAAUCCUCACCCAUCUGUGCAGACCGUAUGCCUUCCGAAAAGAAUGUACAUUCUGACCAGCAGGUUGUGCUGCCAUCUACGGUGAGUGUGAGACGUCGCCAUGCGGAUAGAAGCAGCAGGAGGAGGUCUGAACGUGUGCAAGUAAAGAAAUUGAUGAGUGAGGGCGACCCCAUCACAGGCUUGAGUACUUUGAUAGCAAGUCCUAUUUGCAGUGACUUUGAAAAUAAAAAUCAGCCACAGCGAGGAACAGAAACAGACUUCGCGGACCCCGUUGGCACUGAGGAUUUUCUGCAUUCUACUCCUGAACCUGUCCCACCCAAAAACAGCAACAACCAGCAGCGGCCCAGCAGGAAAAAAGCCCAGCAGCAGCAGCCCCGAACCAAACCAGAAUCGGCUACACAGAAAGUAGAGAGAGGCCGCAAACCAGACCGUGUCCCUUUGAAGAAACCUUGGGAGAAUCCCAAACCCAAAGCUCGCUCCAAGAGUCGGGACCGGUCAGCCACACGGGCCCAAACAGCAAUGGCGUCACAAGGGAACAAGCUGAACAGCUCACUGGGUUUUAAUGACACAUUUGACUUUGACUGUGAAGGGGCGGUUCACGUCACACCGUUUAGAGCCAAGGCAGAGGACAAUCAGUCGUCCACACUCAUUAGCGAAGAGACUCUGCAAACUGAGGCUACACCUGUGGUUUCUAAACGGAUUGAAUCCAGCUCGUCAUCAACAGCCUCUGAAUCGGAGGACAGUCUUUAUAUACCUCAGAAGAGCCGACGGCCACAGACUUCCCCCAACCAGACCAAAGGGAUCACCACUCGUAGAGGCCGGCACUCUAAAGUCGUCCGAGAGAAAGAAAUCAUUCCACCAAAACAAGAGAUCUCUGGGGAGCUUUUGGUCUUUAGAGAUGAAGAGUCAAGUCCUAAGGAUGUAGAGCCUGAAAAGAUAGAAGCUCAUCACUCCCCUGGCUGUAGCUUCUCGAACAGUCCGGAGACAGCGUUGUUGAGACAGGACAAUCACCACGAGCCUCCGAGACGGGCUAAUGAGAAGGAUUGUUUGCUGCCUGUCAGCCCUCUGGUUGAAGUGGAGAUGAUGAGAAUAGACAAUGUCCUGUCUAAUUUUGGCGGUUCGUCUGGUGACGCUCACCAAACACCCCAGAGGAUCAAGAAGUGCAAGAAACGUGGGCUCGGUGUAAGGACAGCAGGGCGGGGCUCGAGUCUGUGUGAUGUGACCAAUCUGUCCCCUGCAGCCUAUCGCAAAUUCUCCCAUGAUGGCUCACGGUCCUCUGAUGCCCGAUGCUGCGCUCCGGUUCCUCCUCGCAAGCGCCGCUGCACCAUGGUGGUGGACUACAAGGAACCCACGCUAAAUGCGAAGCUUCGGCGUGGAGACAAGUUCACAGACUUGCAGUUCCUCCGUUCUCCUAUUUUCAAGAAACAUUCUGGCAGGAGGUCUGUGCAGAAAUCAAGGAAUUCAAUUAGCAGCCAGCUGCCAUUUGAUAAAUACAAUGAGUCAUUUGUGGGAUGUCGCUGAAGGCGACUGGCUUGUGAGUUUUAAUCUGAUUUUUUAGGUUUGACAAGUGAUCAUUUUGUUUUUUCACUCAAGGUUGUAUUUUAUUUUAAUUUGAAACAAAACUGUGAUCAGUAGAUCUUACUUGUUGGCUGUAAAGCUUUUCUCCUCUUCACUAGCUAAAUGUAUUAAUGGCUAUUUUAUUAAGAUGGCCAAUUCUAUUGGUCAGCAUCUUACUUCAGUUCUAUUUCUUAUUUUCUACUGUAUUAUGUGACAAUAAAUGCUGUUUCUUGAA
This is a messenger RNA of Cyclopterus lumpus (lumpfish), 2368 nucleotides long. RefSeq names its product shugoshin 1 (gene sgo1). Bases 127 to 2097 code for a protein of 656 amino acids. NCBI's taxonomy places the organism in Eukaryota, Metazoa, Chordata, Actinopteri, Perciformes, Cyclopteridae. Gene Ontology annotation, cellular component: nucleus; chromosome, centromeric region. Gene Ontology annotation, biological process: meiotic chromosome segregation. The transcript is spliced from 10 exons. The record is from RefSeq and is a predicted model, not a curated record.